Messenger RNA from Phaeoacremonium minimum UCRPA7, 1155 nucleotides. RefSeq names its product putative isocitrate dehydrogenase subunit 2 protein. NCBI's taxonomy places the organism in Eukaryota, Fungi, Ascomycota, Sordariomycetes, Togniniales, Togniniaceae. Gene Ontology annotation, molecular function: magnesium ion binding; isocitrate dehydrogenase (NAD+) activity; NAD binding. The transcript is spliced from 5 exons. Gene Ontology annotation, cellular component: mitochondrion. The record is from RefSeq and is a predicted model, not a curated record. Gene Ontology annotation, biological process: isocitrate metabolic process; tricarboxylic acid cycle. The coding region runs from base 1 to 1155 and encodes 384 amino acids.
AUGCUGGCCAUUCGAUCAGUCGCUGCCCCUGCGCGGCGCCAAUUCCUCGCUGGGGCUCCCCGCGCAACCGUCACCUUGUCCUUGCAUAACCAGAGAUACUACUCAGCGAAGCACGACAAGGUUGCAAAGUUUACCGGAGUGAAGGACGCCAGUGGCAACUACCCCGUCAGUCUGAUCGAGGGUGACGGUAUCGGACCCGAGAUUUCACAGGCCGUCAAGGACAUCUUCGCUGCCGCAAAGGCGCCAAUUGCCUGGGAGCCUGUCGAUGUCACCCCUAUCCUGAAGGAUGGCAAGACCGCCAUUCCCGACGCCGCUAUCGAGAGCAUCCAGAGGAAUAAGGUGGCCCUAAAGGGUCCCCUGGCCACCCCCAUUGGCAAGGGCCAUGUCUCCCUAAACCUGACUCUACGAAGGACAUUCAACCUCUUUGCAAACCUGCGACCCUGCCGAUCAGUAGCCGGCUUCAAGACACCUUACGACAAUGUUGACACUGUUCUGAUCCGAGAAAACACCGAGGGAGAGUACUCCGGUAUCGAGCACGUGGUUGUGGACGGUGUCGUGCAGAGCAUCAAGCUCAUCACAAAGGAGGCCAGCGAGCGUGUGCUGAGAUUCGCCUUCCAACAGGCUGAGGAGAUUGGCCGUAAGAAGGUCCGCGUGGUACACAAGGCCACCAUCAUGAAGAUGAGCGACGGUCUCUUCCUCACAGUUGGCAAAGAGGUUGCCAAGGACUUCCCCGGAAUCGAGUUCGAUGCCGAGCUGCUCGACAACACCUGCCUGAAGAUGGUCACCGAUCCCCUCCCCUACAACGACAAGGUCCUGGUUAUGCCCAACUUGUACGGUGACAUUCUGUCCGACAUGUGCGCCGGUCUAAUCGGUGGUCUUGGUCUGACUCCCUCCGGCAACAUCGGCGACGAGUGCUCCAUUUUCGAGGCCGUCCAUGGUUCCGCCCCAGAUAUCGCUGGCAAGGGCCUGGCUAACCCCACCGCUCUGCUGCUCAGCUCCAUGAUGAUGCUGAGGCACAUGGGUCUAGGCGAGUAUGCCGACAGAAUUGAGAAGGCUGCGUUCGAUACCCUCGCGGAAGGAAAGGCCCUCACGGGUGACUUGGGCGGAAAGGCGAAGACUCACGAGUACGCUGCUGCCAUUAUCGGAAAGUUGUAG